This is a messenger RNA of Coregonus clupeaformis (lake whitefish), 3249 nucleotides long. RefSeq names its product V-type proton ATPase 21 kDa proteolipid subunit. Gene Ontology annotation, cellular component: proton-transporting V-type ATPase, V0 domain. The transcript is spliced from 8 exons. The coding region runs from base 208 to 825 and encodes 205 amino acids. Gene Ontology annotation, molecular function: proton-transporting ATPase activity, rotational mechanism. The record is from RefSeq and is a predicted model, not a curated record. Lineage: Eukaryota; Metazoa; Chordata; Actinopteri; Salmoniformes; Salmonidae. Gene Ontology annotation, biological process: proton transmembrane transport.
GUUGUCACGGUCACAUGUUCAAAUCUAGUCGAUCAGCUGACUGCAUCCCUUCCCUUUUGAUGGUUAGAUUUUAUUUCCUCAAUUGAGCGAGUUCGGGGUGUGAAUAACAUAUUAUUUAGAGUAUUCAGACCGUUCGGCGUCAAUUUUAACACCAAACUGAAGGUAGCAUAGUGAGAUAGCCCGCAAAAUAUCGCGGUUUGGGUGAUCAUGAACGGACACGCCAUUCUUUACACCGGGGUCACUUUGGCCUUCUGGAGUACCAUUCUCAUCGUCGGUAUUUGCUACACAAUCUUCGACCUUGGAUUCCGCUUUGAUGUGGCAUGGUUUCUGACAGAAACCUCACCCUUCAUGUGGGCGAACCUUGGGAUUGGCUUGGCCAUCUCGCUCUCUGUUGUUGGAGCUGCUUGGGGCAUUUACAUCACAGGUUCCAGUAUCAUAGGAGGUGGUGUAAAAGCACCACGGAUUAAAACAAAGAAUCUGGUCAGCAUUAUCUUCUGUGAGGCUGUAGCCAUCUAUGGGAUCAUCAUGGCGAUCGUUAUAAGUAACAUGGCUGAGAGCUUUAGUGGCACCACACCAGAGACUAUUGGGGCAAGGAACUACCAAGCAGGCUACUCCAUGUUUGGCGCUGGUCUUACUGUGGGAUUCUCCAACCUCUUCUGUGGCAUCUGUGUUGGCAUUGUUGGUAGUGGGGCCGCCCUGGCAGAUGCUCAGAACGGCAGCCUCUUCGUUAAAAUCCUUAUUGUGGAAAUCUUCGGCAGUGCUAUUGGGCUAUUUGGAGUGAUUGUGGCCAUCUUGCAGACGUCGAAAGUAAAAAUGGGUGACUAGAAGAUUUAUCCUCAAGAUAUAAGAUCAAGAUGACAAGAUCUAUGGAAGACCAAGCUGGAGAAGCAGAUGGAUUGUGUAAAUACAUAGUAAAUUAUUUAAAUGUAUUUUUUGUCUUUGAUUGUUUUUAACCAUAAUUUGCUGAAGAGUGACAUAUUUGCACCAUUUUGUCUUAAAGGAAUGCAGCCAAAUGGUUAGAUUAAACUGCAGGUGUUUAAGACAAAAUCCUAUCCCUUUUGAAUACAAUUGGUCUUCAUAGUACAGUAGUACAUAUAAUUUAAUCUCUAGCAAACCUCAUGGCUUUCCGCACAUACAUUUACUGUUGUAUCAAAUCUAUCACUAUUGAAAGGGCCACUAGACAUUUAGGGAACGUACUCCGUAGUAGGGACAUUUUAUCAAAAUAUGUUUGAUUUCAUUAACAUCUGUACACUAUAGGAUUUGUUACCCGUGAUCAAAUCAUGGAAUGUCACUAUUGUGUAUUAACAUCUAAGGUACCCAAGUCUGGUUUGACAUGCAAUGGUUUCUCUGGUAGUGGACAUGCUUGCUGUUCCACAAAGAGCUGUUCUGUUCAUUACAUGGAAGUGGAACAUUUCAACAAUGUCAUAAUUUGUAUUGAAUGCCUGUAAAAAUGUGUUUGAAGCAUUGAACUGUUUGUAUGCACAAGUCAUAAGGUAUAACAAAGCAAAUGAUUAUAUUUAUGACUGAUGUAAUCCAUAAUGUUUUUCCACUAGUUUCAGUUACUAUAUAUUUUUCCAUGACUGGUGGAAGUAACCAUUUCUGUAGUAACACAAAAUGAAUCAAAAUGUAUGGAUACAAGGGUGAUCUAAGGAGAUAUUACACUGAAAUGGUAAUUGUUGUGAAAUGGAAAUUGUUGUUGGUCAUCUGACAUUGGUCAGCUGGCAUUCUUCAGUCUUUUCAUUUGUUUUGAUGUAUGCAUAACAUUUUGGUAGGCACUCUUCAGUUCUGAUUGGUUAAAAGUUAGAAUAGUAAAUUGUUGUGUGUACAGUAUAUAAAGGGCACAUGUCUGUUUCUUUGUGAAGCAUGAGGGUGUUUACGAUUCUGAUGCAAGUGGUCUUUAUCCACGGUGAGUGAACUGUCGCCGAUUAAUAUAUGUAUAUCUGAUUUCUAGUGACCAUCGAUUUAUGUCUAAGUUUUCUCCUUCUCAGAUCUGUAAUCCCCUGUAAACUCCAUCUGUUGAGUGAGAAAUGUAGAUGUUUUCCUCAAGACCAUUUACCCGUGUCAGUGUUUUCCCCUAUAUUCAUUUAGCAGCGGCGCACCAUAGCAAUUUUAUAAUAUAGAUGUAUACCACAAGAAGACACCCCGCCCCCACUUCCUCUGCCACCGCUUCUGAAGACCACCACCCACUACUUCUGCCACCACUGCUGAAAAAUCCUAGGGGAAACACUGCGUGUACAUUUUCUGCUUUCCUUCAGUUUUGGGGUAAUUUUGAGCUUGAAUGAUCUGAGCUCCUUGUCUUUCGACUGCUGUGAAUGGGCUGACAUGCAUACUCUUUUGGAGAGAUGGUACUCGAGCAGAACAUCGAUAAGAACUUUCUCAGACCAGUUGGCCUUUUUCUUAGUCGUGAUUUUGUCUUGUUUUUUUUAUCUAAUGAAUUACUGUGUUACUGAUAAAACAAUUAGCUUGAGCCCUUAAAAGUUAAAAAUAACCAUAGAGUCUGUCAUAAACUGUCUUCCAUUUUAAUGUUCAUAACAUUCAACUUGCUGUGACCAUGAGUUUGUCCCAAAUGGUACCCUAUUCCCUACGUAGUGCACUACAUUUGACCAGAGCCCUUUGGGCCCUUAUCAAAAGUAGUGCACUAUAAGAAAUAGGGUUCCAUUUGGGAUGCAUUUAUGACUGUAUACUUAUGGAGGGCUCCCACUGAGUGUUACCUCCUAUCCUCACCAACCAUACAUGUACAGUAUUUUUUUUUUAAAUGUAGAAGUUAAUGGUCUUUAUCCAUGGAGAAGAAAGAUUGUUUGACUAGUCCCUAUGGCAAAAGGCCAAAAAAAAGCAUUUGAAAUAGUGUUUAGUGUUGGUUUCAUACAUUGAUUCAGCUGUGUUCAUUACUUUUGAGCAUUUCAAAAUGGACCUUUGGUGUAAUACUGGGUUGGCCAUCCUGGUCCCGGAGAGCCUCAGUACUGAAGGGUUUAACUUGAAUGGAUAACAUUUGGAUUGUAAGUCCAACUGUUGGUGUAAAAGUAUGCUGCUUGAGGGAUGGCCAUGAAUGCACAUGGCUUACGAGGCCCUCUAGGUCUUUGGUUGGCCACCUACUGUAGUGGUGUCAUUCCUAAUGUAAAGGAAGAUUUCUAGACCAUGCUUCAGUGAGUGUUUAAUAUGUUGAUGUGGUAAAUCCAUUGUUUUGAUGUAUAAAAGUGGGUUCUCUUGACUUCAUAAUUGUCCUUGAAAGAAUAAAAUACUCCAACAUGA